This is a messenger RNA of Rasamsonia emersonii CBS 393.64, 2220 nucleotides long. RefSeq lists its product as uncharacterized. The record is from RefSeq and is a predicted model, not a curated record. NCBI's taxonomy places the organism in Eukaryota, Fungi, Ascomycota, Eurotiomycetes, Eurotiales, Trichocomaceae. The transcript has a single exon. Bases 1 to 2220 code for a protein of 739 amino acids.
AUGGAGGACCCAGCCCGUUCCAUUCCCCUGACCCCUCUGUCCAGCGCUUCUCGGGCUUCGGAGUCCAGCGCUCAAGAUAGCGCGCCUCCGCCAUACACCCCAGCUCCUCCGCCAAGGCCAUCGCAUUCCACCAGAUUGCACCCCUCGUUCUUGAUCCUCAUUCCGACCGUUCUGUAUGCAGGCCUGGCGCUGUAUGCCUGGAUUGUCCUCUGCAUUCUCUCGUUCCUGCCGAUCACAGCGAAGUCCUACGGUCUGCCAGACCUUUCUGAAUACUACAUUUGGGACACGGACACCCAUGCUCUCUUCGCGCGGAAUGAGAGAUUCUAUCGAUCCGCUCGAGUCAUCCAGUCCAUCGUCAGCGUCGUGACCAUCCCGUGCAUCUCGGCCGUGUGCGCUAGUGCCGCCGUCGUCUUUGCCCAGAACCAGCGAGACGCGUUUGGCUUGCGCAUGAGGCAAGUGAUCACCUUGGCCGAUCGGGGAUGGAUGGAUCCAGCCAUCUAUUUCAAGUUGAUCUUUGGCGGGUGGAAACGGUACGGGAGUAUGUUCCUGCUCCUCGCCAUCUUCAUCCAUCUUGUGGGCGGCUUCACAUACCCGCUGCAGGCAUUGUUUCUGUCGUUCAAGACCAUCAAGACGCCGACAUCCCCGGGUGACCCGAGAACGGUAUUCGAUCUUCCAGGACUCACGACCCUUAUGGGAACAGACAUCCCCGACGACAAUCUCGUCGUGGUUACCACCCGCCGAGCACUCCAGACGGCAACCAACACCCGUCCUCUGGCCCAGCUAUGGCAACGGGGUGGAGUUCGUGAAGCCACUCUCGGCAAUAUAUCUGCCCUGGAGGACCCUUUCUACGCACAGCUGUCAACGGGCUUCAACACCGGUCUCAUUCGCCAAUUCAUCCCACGCAUCAAUUCGACCGCGCAGUACGAGUCGAUCUCGGAAGACCAAUUCCCCACCGGCUGCGAUGCAUUGCAGGGCGCCUUUUAUGUAGACUACGACUACCUCAAUCCAACAGACCGGACUGCAGACGGCUGGCGUCUGGAGGCUUGCAUGCCUGCAGAUCUUCGACAGUCGCCAUGGAACGCGACCAGCAAGCGUCAGGACUUCUCCGAAGAGCUGUAUCUCAAUGUGACGGUCUAUACCGGGGAUGGUUAUGAAGAAUCACCUCCCGGGGGCAACUUGUACAAGGUGACGGUCAACACCACGGCGGGAUAUUUUGAGCUACCAAACUACAUGAAUGGUGGGAUCGCUGGUCCUUUGCUGGACGACUAUCCCAGCAGCAGUUCCUGUGGAUCCGACUGUCAGUCUGAAGCCUAUAUCACCCGCCGUCAGGAUGAUGCCGUGGGUAAUACAACGCUUUCGUCGGCGUCGGCGCGGACCACCAAUAAAGGACCGCUUUUCACCACCGCUCUUGCCCUUUUCGGCUCGGGAUCUUUCCUCGACACCUGGUCACAGAUGCUCAGUGCGAUGAACGCCAGUUUAUCCAAGUCCAGGAUCACGUACACAUCUAUCUGUCUUGACGUAGCACCCAUGCACUCCCUCUUCCUGGACGAUCACGGAAGCAUUCUCAGCACGGCGCAGGAUAUAGAUUACUGUGUUAAACUGGACGAUGCUAUGGUCAAUCCACAGUAUCCUCUAGUGUCCUGGCUCUUGAAUUUCAACGCAGACGCAGGACCACUGGCCAAUGCCUUUACCGCUGCCUCCUUCCUUGCCAACCAGGCGUGGAUGCAAUCGUUCACCUACUCGCACACCAUAACGAUCUACUCUGAUCCCGGCGCCGACAGUCAAAUCCCCGUCAUCUCCCUAGGCGGCAUCAUUGUCGGAUCCAUCCUGCUGGGUCUGUAUCUUUUCCCAUUAGUAGCCCUGGCCGUGUACGCGUCCCUGUUUCCGCGAUGGACAAAGCAGCUCGACGCGUUCGCGAUGAUGAGGCUCGGAGCAGCCGUCGGAGACGACAAACUGCCGCUGCUGGUAGGGAAGAAUUCAGACGAGAUCAAGGUGCUCGACGAGCUUCCGGGAGUAAUCCGCGAUGUGGCGGCGCCGCCGGCUGAAGCAGAAUUCGAAGAAGUUGAAGAAGGCAUCGAUAUCUAUAUCGGUCGCCUUGGCCUCGGAGCAGGAGUCCCAUUGAACCCGGAGAGGCGAUACCGAUGCUACCCAGGGGACCACGAGCCUUUGACUCUGGAGGAAAAGAGGGCGAUACAAGAAAGAAACGCCAUAACGCAAUAA